Messenger RNA from Photinus pyralis (common eastern firefly), 3192 nucleotides. RefSeq names its product E3 ubiquitin-protein ligase SH3RF1-like. Gene Ontology annotation, molecular function: protein binding; metal ion binding. The record is from RefSeq and is a predicted model, not a curated record. The transcript has 8 exons. Lineage: Eukaryota; Metazoa; Arthropoda; Insecta; Coleoptera; Lampyridae. The coding region runs from base 352 to 2766 and encodes 804 amino acids.
UUAUGCACUUGUUCUUGGUUGGUUUUUUAGUGCAAUAAAAACAGAAGGGGAUUAAACUCUUGUGGCAUUUUAUUAAUGAUACUGACGAGAGGUGACUCACCGCACCCUUCACCGAACGUGUUCACGAUGACUGUUUUGUGACCGGAAGUGAACUAAUGGAUGCAUAAUUGCUGUUUAAACCCGUAGGGGCGUGUUAUUGAGUGGACUGUGUGGUGAUAUUGAGUGAUGCAACGAUGCUGUUGCAAGAGAAUCCCUACAGUUCUUUAAUUGUAACGCUUGAUUGCUCAAAUUAACAAAUAUCCAUUUCAGAGGUAAUGUAAUAAAUCAUAACAAAUACCUAAGAAGUACAAGAUGGACGAGGGUAUGUUAAACGACCUCCUCGAAUGCUCGGUCUGUUUGGAGCGUUUGGACACCUCCAGCAAAGUGCUACCGUGCCAACACACAUUCUGCAAGCGAUGCUUAGAGGGAAUCGUCGAUCGACACAAAGAACUUCGCUGCCCCGAAUGCAGAACUUUAGUUCCUUGCAAAAUCGAGGAAUUACCACCGAAUGUUCUUCUAAUGCGAAUUCUGGAAGGCAUGCGAAAUGCCUUACCCAAAAAAGAGCAACAGAGACUAAUCAGGGUGGUACACCCCGCGACACCCAUACAUCAGUUACCCGAGCAGCAUCGGCGAGCUGCCGACAAGCAAGUUCUUCAACAUCACGUCCCACAAACCCACCAGCCCUACGCCAAAGCGAUGUAUGAUUAUUCAUCAAAGGUCCCCGAAGAUUUAAAUUUCAAACGAGGUGAUAUCAUCAUGUUGAGGAAGCGCAUUGAUAACAAUUGGUAUCAUGGAGAAUGUGGCGGAAAUCAAGGCGUUUUUCCUCUCAGUUACGUACAAGUUAUCACUCCGUUACCAAGCAAUAUACCCCAAUGUAAAGCUUUGUACGAGUUUCGAAUGACAAAUGAUGACGAAGAAGGCUGCUUAACUUUUAAUAAGGGCGAUAUAAUCACAGUCAUUCGUCGUGUCGAUGAAAAUUGGGCCGAAGGAAAAUUAGACGAUCGAAUUGGAAUUUUUCCAUUGGCGUUCGUCGAGCUUAACAGUCUAGCUCGGUCGCUAAUGAAACUUUCUACUAACACCCAGCCUGGUCCUUCACGGUUAGCACCUCCGACACCCACAUCUGAUGAUAGCACACCACUGAUACCCACCGAUCACACACGUACAAUUUCAAAUGUUCACGUAGCUCAGCACGCACCUGCCGUACACCAUCAAACUGCUCAAUCGGUUCAACCCAGUUUACCUGCCUCAGAUUCCAGUUCGACCGUUAGUUCUGGAAAUUCGUCUAGCACCACGCCUAAUACUUCCUCGGGAAGUGCUUCAUCCAGUUCAAGUACAGCGCCAUCGUCGCCCGCAUCGCCACCUAAUCGAAAUCAGGCACCUCCAAGGUCGACAGUAAAACCUGAUUUGCUCCCUACUCAAACAACAGUCCCUACACCAUCUCGGGUUCUAAAUUCGGCAACCACAUCGUUUUCAACUGCACAACAGAGCGAAACUCAUUCCUCUCAUCACAAUCGGGAAAAGCGCCACAGUUUUACUUCAUUAACAAUACCUCAGCAUCAACCAAAUAACCAUAGACACUCUGCAGAAAUACUCAGUUCAGAGGUGGAAGCACAACCGCAACCUGUUUCCACCCAGUCUGACCACCCAAGAAGAUCGAGCGGAAACGAAGCGAAUUUGAACACCUUACAACUUCCGGCCGCUUACGUCGCCCUAUAUCCGUACAAACCUCAAAAGGCCGACGAAUUGGAAUUGCGGAAGGGCGGCAUUUACAUCGUAACUGAAAGAUGUCAGGAUGGUUGGUUUAAAGGUACCUCGAAUCGCACCCAAAAGUGCGGCGUUUUUCCCGGCAAUUACGUGACGCUGGCGAGAGGCGCGCCCAGAAGUCCGCAGCCGUCGCCUAGGUCCGGCGAAAACACUUCCUCCUCGAAAUCGGUAGUAAGUUACACGCGUAGCGGUAAGUCGCGACAGAGCGCAAACAGCUUACCUCCAGAUCUUCCUCCGAGAUCUUCGAGUCCCGCCAUCGCCACCAACACUAUCUCGUCUAGUUGGCAUGGCCAGCAAGAUAACGCCGCUAUGCCUUUAGGACGCAGCAGCAGUGCGAUUAUGUCGAGCGUUGCUUUGCCUACUAACGGCCCGACAGUUGGUAAACCUUUAGAUGAGCUGAAGGAGCGCAAAGAAAAGGGCACAGUGAGUCUGAUGAGGCGCCUAACUAGCAUUAAAAGGUCCAAGUUAACUCCCGCAACAUCAUAUAUGGACAAUCCUGUGUUUGAAGACAGUACUGUACCGACACCCCCUUCCCAUCCGGUCCAUGUCAGGUCUGGAUCAUGUCCAAGUCAACUUCUACAAGUGCUACCGGCAGAACAUCACAGAAUGUUUGUCUCUACCUCUCAACGCCUUAAACAUAAAGAUCGUCCCAGUGUCUUUGCGCACAGCUCAAGAACUGGAGAAAACAUAGCGGGAAGUUCUGCUUCCAGCCCGGAUGUCCAUCUCCAUCGCAAAUCAAACUCGCUGGACGCCGGAAAUCGUUCAAAAACCGGCACACAAACUGUGCGCGAACGAUUUCGUUGCAUAGCACCGUAUCCCCCUAAUAGCGAAUACGAAUUAGAAUUGCAAGUGAACGAUAUUAUCUACGUGCAUAAGAAACGAGACGACGGUUGGUACAAAGGAACACAGCAAAGAACUGGCCGUACUGGUUUAUUUCCCGCCAGUUUCGUUGAGAGUUUUUGACGUGGCGAAUUUUGUUAGUCACUUAGUAUAUUAUUCUCUAAAGUAACAAAAUGGUAUGUAUGUAAUUUUAUAAAAUGAUGAUACUAAUGUGUUCAAGAAAAGAAUGUGUAAAUUUCAAAUAUCCCUGUAAAUAAUAAUUUAUCUAAAUCGUAUUAUUUUUGUUAGGUAAUCUGCAUUAGGUGAUUACGUUUAGGUUUACUCAAAAUACGCUUUUCUUAUGCCUAGGUUAUGUAUUUAUUAUUGGUGGUGGGUUUUACUUACACAUUGCUGUUUAAUUUUACCAUGGCAAAAUUAUAGUUUUCUAAUUCAAAUCGGGUUGCGUCAAAUGACUGAAAAUUAUCGUAACUUUGUGCUCAUAUAAAAUGAAUUAGUUUUGUAAGGUGUGUCACUAGAUGUGUUAAGAAUAAAAUCUCUCGUUGUCUGUAA